Penicillium paradoxum is the source of this 1335-nucleotide messenger RNA. RefSeq lists its product as uncharacterized. The transcript is spliced from 2 exons. Lineage: Eukaryota; Fungi; Ascomycota; Eurotiomycetes; Eurotiales; Aspergillaceae. The coding region runs from base 1 to 1335 and encodes 444 amino acids. The record is from RefSeq and is a predicted model, not a curated record.
AUGCCUUCCAGGAAGAAGAAGCCGCAGAGCAGUCGCAAGCGUGACAACGAUGCCGAUCAGGCCGAGCUUGAAGCUCUGCGCAAAAAGGUCGCCGAGGCCGAAGAGGCUCGCAUGCAAGCAGAGGCUCAAGCUAAGCCUUCAAGCCGACGCCAGCGCCAAUUAGUUCGCUGGGAUGUGGACACCGACAUCCGACUUCUGCUGGCCGUUCAAUAUGUCUGCAACAAACAAGGGGUGAAGAUUCCGUGGAAGGAAGUUGCAGAGACCAUGGGCCCGAAGUUCACAGAGGGUGCAGUGGUUCAACACUUGUCAAAGCUGCGAAUCAAGAGGGAAGAACAGGACAAGCCAAACCCACCCCCGCUUAAGCGUGCAGGAAAUAGUUCAUACAAGAAGGAUGCAAAUCAGAAUGAGUCGGUGCCUCCUCAAAAGGAAACCUCCAAGUCCCAACCCCGAAGCACAAAGCGUCGCCGUGGCACCUCUGAAUACUCUUCAGAUGAUGUUUACACACUCAAGAAGAAGUAUGCGGAGAGAAUGAAGCAGCAAAAGACCUCCGCUACCGCAAAGCGCCAAGCAAAGCGUGCGGGUACCAACACUGAUGGCACGACGAAUAUGUUGUGUGUUGAUGCACCAUGGCUGCAGGAUUUCCACGGCGGUAACCCUCGCGACGAUGAGGAAGAUUCGGAGCUUUCUGACAUUGAAUGGAAUGAGAACUCAACCGAGAGCAGUCAGGCAACAACUCAGGACUCAAAGAAGUCCAAGAUCGUGAAACUUAAGAUGGACGCCGAGCGAUUGGCAGACGUUGAUCGUCAGAUUGGCGCUGCAGCUUCCCGCGAUGGAAUUGUCCCCAUGGACAUGUCGUACGCUGGCACCAGCCUUCCACUUAAUCCCUCAUUGUUCUAUCCUUACAUGUACCCACCUCCACCCCCGGCAUUCUCUCCCGUGCCUUACGCCAACUAUCCCGGUACCAGCAACAGUGGGCUCGCCAUCCCAUAUCCAUCCAGCGGUCCUAGCCCAUUUGACUAUGUGAACCGGGCUCCGACGCCUCUGAGUGAUUCCACUUUUGAGGCAAAGCGCGAAGAAGUCUCUGGUGUAACUGAUGGAUACAAUCAGUUGGAUGCGUCGACAACUUAUCCGCACCUGAACAUGCCUGGGAUGUUCCAGGGCCACAUUGUCGGCCGAGACGUCCCCACGAGCUAUGGCGGCAAUAACGAGUUCAACCGCCUGUUCGCCCCAGAGAGCCACGAGCUGUUUGUGCCUGCUUCGGAUUUCGCUGGUCUUGAAGAUGUGGAGAGACCCCGUUACUUCGGAUAUGAUGGGGAAGAGACCAAAGAGUUUUGA